CACAACUGCACGACUCUUCUUUCUUCCAGGGAUAAAGAAGAGUCUCCCGUUGGGCCAGCUCGUUCAUGGCGAACGGCGGAUCGGCACCGUCGCCAAAACCCUUCAAGUGGCUCAACAAGAGCCUCAGGCUAACCUUCCCGCGGCGGAGUUCUCACUCCAAGUCGUCUUCCUCCAACUUGAGCACUCCGUCUUCCCCGACCUCCACCUCCACCGACAGAGAGCACGAGCUCCGGGAGGUGUUCCGCCGCUUCGACGCCGACGGGGACGGCAAAAUCUCCGCCCUCGAGCUCCGGGCGUACUUUGCGUCCAUUGGCGAGUACAUGUCGCACGAGGAGGCCCGGAGCGUAGUGGGCGAGCUCGACACCGACGGCGACUGCCUGAUCGACUUCGGCGACUUCCUGAAGCUGAUGAAGAUGGACAGCGGUGGCGACGACAGCGACCUGCGGCGAGCCUUCGAGAUGUUCGAGGACGAGAAGGGGUCGGGGAGCAUCACCCCGAAAGGGCUGCAGGCGAUGCUGCGCCGUCUAGGGGACGCGAAGUCGUACGAGGAGUGCGAGGACAUGAUUAGGGUUUACGACAUUGAUGGGAACGGAGUUCUUGAUUUCCAGGAGUUCCAUCAGAUGAUGGCUUAGCUUCGGAGGGAAAGUAACAUGAUGAAGCGUGGUCUUGUCCUUGAAAUGAAAGCAAAAGCAUGAAAAGAGAAGAAAAGAGAGAGGAGAGAAGGGAAUUGCAUGGAAUAAGAAGAGCACGAGGAGUCAAAUUUAGGUCGCACACAUUGCUCGAGUCGGCCAAAGCCUACAUGAUGUUUAUGCUUGCAAGCACUAUGUAGAAUGUGCUUUUAUAAGGCAAUAUCUACGUAUGUCCAUGUUUGUCUUUCUGAAUUUGUCGCUUUCAAAAUUUAAUUUUUCGGUUGAUCUAUCAGUAAUAUGAGCUGAACCGCUUACCAACAUUCAUCAUCUAAUCA
Messenger RNA from Rhodamnia argentea, 964 nucleotides. Its product is annotated as probable calcium-binding protein CML41. Gene Ontology annotation, molecular function: enzyme regulator activity; calcium ion binding. Lineage: Eukaryota; Viridiplantae; Streptophyta; Magnoliopsida; Myrtales; Myrtaceae. The record is from RefSeq and is a predicted model, not a curated record. The coding region runs from base 66 to 632 and encodes 188 amino acids. The transcript has 2 exons.